CCAUCACCUGCCGCCGUUUGGUGCUCCGCGAGAGCAUCAGCGCCACGACGACCAACUCGCUUCUGACCCAACACUUCGAUCUGACAGGAAUACCCAACGCACACCCUCUCCUCACCUUUGCCUAUAGACGGGUAAAAGCUAGCUUUUAUCGAUCUGACACCAUAAUCACCCCGCCGUCGAUAGCUAGCCGCCGAUCACCUCGGCAGCUGGGAGGCGGAUCGAGGCUCGAGGACGACCGUGUUCGAACCGAUCCGGCCACAGCACAACAAUCCGCCUCGUCGACCACGAAACCAUUGGGGCGGGGCGGGCUCUAAGCUCCCGCCUUGCCGCCGACUACGAUGCUUUCCCCUGCCCGAGCGCUCACGCCGUCGCUGCGCUUGAGUCGCAAUGCUCUGAGGCGGGUUGGUCGGCCACCGCCAUGUUGCAUAUGCCGUCGCCACCUGUCCUCCUCCCGGCCGCUCGAAACUUCAAAGCAAACGCCAGACUUCAACUCUGGCUUCACUGGAAGCUAUGAUCCCACAAUGGAGGGAGGCCGCGGCCCCAUGUUUAACAAGACCAACUUCGGCGUUCCGCAGUUUUAUCCCCGAGACCUCAAGAAACGCGUCGAUGAAUACGUUGUUGGCCAGGACCGGGCCAAGAAAACGAUAUGCGCGACGCUGUUCAACCACUAUCAGACCCUGCGCCGAAGACAUCAGUACGAGCAUGAGGAUAGGAACGUCCAGGAGAAGCUCCUGCGGCAACGGUUCGCCCGAGACAGAGAGCUGCACCAGAGACGCCGCGACGCGCACCCAGUCGAAGAUGAGUUCCCGGGCCAUCACGAAUCCGUCAGGUCGCUGUACGAUGUCAACCCCGCGUUCGAGGAUGACCCGCUCGACCACCUGUACACCCCGGAGGACAUAUCCAAGCCCGAGCACGUCAAGAUUGACAAGAGCAACCUCUUGUUGAUUGGGCCGACAGGGGUCGGCAAGACCUAUAUUCUGGAGACAUUGAGCAAGAAGAUACAUGUGCCUUUUACAAUCUGCGACUGCAACUCGCUUACUCAAGCAGGAUACAUCGGACAGGACGUAGAGACGUGUAUCGAGCGUCUUCUCAUCGAGGCCAACUAUGACAUCAAGGCGGCAGAAUACGGCAUCGUCGUGUUGGACGAAUUUGACAAGCUCGCACGAAGGGAAUCUCCCACCGGCCGAGAUGUUGGCGGCGAGGGCGUGCAGCAAGCUUUGUUGAAGCUUGUGGAGGGAACCAAGGUCACCAUCAAUGUCAAGGACAAUCGGUCUUCGCGGUCCACCCCUCCAAUCACAACCAACUAUAGCUCAUCCGGAUCGUCAUCAUCAUCCCCCCAACCUCUCCCCCCCGGAGGCAAGGUCGACCAAUAUACCAUCGACACUACCAACAUACUCUUCAUCUUUUGUGGCGCUUUUGUCGGACUUGACAAGACCGUCGUGCAGCGAGUUGCCAAGCCUUCCAUGGGGUUCGGAGGAGAGGUCAAGGGCCGCUCCACCAUGUCCGGCAGCCGGCAUGUGCUGCCUCCGGAAGCCUUUACGCAUCUUGCGCAUCACGACCCUGCGUCAGCACCCUCCUUUACUCCCAUGGACCUAGCCACGCCUGCGGACCUUCAAAGCUUCGGGUUCAUACCUGAACUGAUUGGGCGUCUGCACAACAUAUGUGCCCUGAGCCCGCUCUCCCGUGACGACUUAUACCGAAUCUUGACGGAACCACGCAACAGCCUAGUCGCACAGUACACUGCGCUGUUUGAGACGUAUCCGUCUCGGUUGUACUUUACAGACAAGGCGCUCUACGCAAUAGCCGAGCGAGCCGCGGCCGCCGAGACGGGUGCGAGAGGUCUCAAGAUGGAGAUGGAGCGGAUAUUGGCGGAGCCAAUGUUUGACGCGCCAACUCCCUAUGUUCUGGUCACAGAGGGCUGCGUCAAGGGGAUGGAGAAGGCCUUGUACUGGGGCAAGGAUGGCCGCUUCGAGCUGGAUAGACGCUUGGAGGAAGAGGAAGCGCACCGCGCCGGCCCCACGCCCCAAGUGACGUUCGAGCGGCUGAGGGAGGCCGGGCAGAGUGGGGGCUGAUGCGGUGCGAAGCUGCAAGGCGCUCUGAUUCAACUGCUUGUUGCUGAAUUCGCGGCGUUGAGGUUGGCAGCUUGUGACCUUCAACGGGUUCGCCCCGGCGAGGUUGGGUAUUCGCGUUCGCAUACCCUGGCAUCUAGGACUGACUCUACAUCAAUGCAUCCAUGACGGAUAUUGGGGGGAAAAAGACUUGAGUUCCAUCGUUGUAGUACAGUAUUUACAACCGCUAAACACGU
Molecule: messenger RNA, 2305 nt
Organism: Purpureocillium takamizusanense
Lineage: Eukaryota; Fungi; Ascomycota; Sordariomycetes; Hypocreales; Ophiocordycipitaceae
Gene: MCX1
Product: ATP-binding protein
Exons: 3
Coding region: 339-2072 (577 amino acids)
Biological process (GO): proteolysis; protein catabolic process
Cellular component (GO): mitochondrial matrix
Molecular function (GO): ATP binding; ATP hydrolysis activity
Source: RefSeq, a predicted model, not a curated record